Messenger RNA from Lachancea mirantina, 636 nucleotides. The record is from the annotation of a GenBank genome assembly. NCBI's taxonomy places the organism in Eukaryota, Fungi, Ascomycota, Saccharomycetes, Saccharomycetales, Saccharomycetaceae.
AUGGCCAGGUACUGCGAUUACUGCCAUUCGUACCUGACCCACGACACCCCCAGCGUCCGCAAGAGCCACGUCGUGGGCAAAAACCACCUCCGGCUCGUCGCCGACUACUACUGCAACAAAGCCCGUCAGACACGCCAACCGCUGCUGCAGCGCAAGCGCAGCACCCGCAAACAGCGGCUACGGGACCGACGCACAGGGACCGCUGCGGCAGCAGCGGUCCCCCCGCGCCGCAUCCCGCUCCACUGCGACUCUAACCGAACCAAAAGGCUUCUGCAGAGCCAGACCACUGCGUACGAACACCACUCCACCGCUCCGCCGCCGCUCGUGACGCUGUACCGGGGGUCUCCUGGUUUCGCGAAGGUGUUUGUACCCGAGUGCCGGCUUGACACCGCGCAGUCCGCGCAGCAAGACCGGCUCCCGCAGCGGGCCAACCGCCGCGCCGCAGACCCCGCGACAACGACCGCGGCGGAACCCGCGCGGUCACGUGACCGCCAACCCAACCCCCAUCCCCACUCCGCGCUACCGCCGCCUCGGGUUCUGGCCCGCUGGGCCACGGCCCCGCCCCUGGUGUACGCGGACGACACCCCGGCCCACACAACGGUGCGCGACAUCACCCGCCGCCUCGGCCGCCGGUGA